This is a messenger RNA of Beta vulgaris subsp. vulgaris (sugar beet), 1185 nucleotides long. RefSeq lists its product as uncharacterized. The transcript is spliced from 6 exons. NCBI's taxonomy places the organism in Eukaryota, Viridiplantae, Streptophyta, Magnoliopsida, Caryophyllales, Amaranthaceae. The record is from RefSeq and is a predicted model, not a curated record. Gene Ontology annotation, molecular function: phosphoprotein phosphatase activity. The coding region runs from base 148 to 945 and encodes 265 amino acids.
UCUAAAGAGAGAAAAAGAAGGUCUUCAACCAACCUUUUAUCUACUCCAAGUUAAGCAUAUAUAAAUAGACCUUAUAAUCUUAUAUCCUUAUAAACUUCACAUAUUCUUCCUUUCUUUCUAUCUUCUUGUAAGACCUUAUCGUGUACUAUGGCUUUAGAGGUCGAUGCCACCACCAGCUGCACAAACGACACUCUUGAUGAGGAUCGCAAUGAGAUAGAAAAAAAUAACGGAAUACUAUUAUGGACGAAACUCGAAAGUUUGUCCAUAUCUAAAAAGAAGUUGCUUGUCCUUGAUCUAAAUGGCUUGCUUAUUCAGCGUGCUCAUAAAUGCAACAAGUCUGAAAUUCCUCUAAACCGUCGUCCUGAUGGUGUUUAUGGCCAACGCUUAGUUUAUAGGAGGCCUUUCCUUGAGGAGUUCCUGAAGUUUUGUCUUGAGAGAUUUGAAGUAGGAAUAUGGUCUUCUGCUAAAGAGAGUAACGUCGAUGGUAUCCUUGAAUGUGCUUUUAAGGGAUUGAGAAGCAGUUUCUUGUUUGUUUGGGACCAAAAUAAGUGUUCAGAUUCAGGGUUCAAGUCAUUAGAGAAGAAAUGCAAGCCUAUUUUCUUCAAAGAGCUCAAGAAACUUUGGCAGAUUUCGGCUCCAAAGAGAGGAGAGCAUCUGUUCUCUGAAUCAAACACUUUGCUGAUUGAUGAUGAGCCUUACAAAGGCCUCCUUAAUCCGCCAAACACCGGCAUAUUCCCUAGGAAGUAUGAUGCAAGAAAUCUGAAUGAUGAUGCUUUAGAUCCAAAGAGGGAAUUGUGUUCUUAUCUGAAAGGCUUAGCAGAUGCUGAGGAUGUUCCUUCAUAUGUCAAAGCACAUCCUUUUGGACAGCCUGCUAUAGACUCCCAACACCCUAACUGGGACUUCUACUCCUUAUUAAUCCGCCGUGCAGGGGCUUCUCUGGUAUAAUUUGCAGAUGAGUAGUUUUGGUACCAGGGUGAGGAAAGGAUAAAAGAAGAAACUUUUCUUAUGGGGAUAUAUCUGAUGAUUGUAGUUUAUCCAUUUUUUGCUGUGUUUUGAUCCUCAUUUUACAAAGGAUUACGUAUGUGCCAUAAUGAACCGUUCUGUCAGUAGUAUCGCUGCUGUCUUUUUUUCCAGCUUUUGUUGUUGCCAGAACUAAGUGGUUUGAUGGCUAUGUUUUCAUCUUUA